AUGACCGAAACCGCUACCUUUGGCGCUGGAUGCUUCUGGGGCGUGGAGAAGUUCUUCCGGAAGGAGUUCGGCUCUGCCCUGGCGAGUACCGAGGUCGGCUACGCUGGCGGUGACAAGUCCAGCCCCACCUACCGUCAGGUUUGCGAUGGCGACACCGGCCACGCCGAAGUGGUGAAGCUCGAGUUCAAGAAGGACGCCGUGGACUACGCGAGCCUCGUCGAGUUCUUCUUUCGCAUUCAUGACGCCUCCACCGUCGAUCGCCAGGGCAACGAUGUGGGCACCCAGUACCGCUCGGUGAUCUUCUACCACACGCCCGAGCAGAAGAAGGUGGCAGAGGAGGUGAAGGACAAGGUGCAGAAGGAGCACUACCCGCGUACUCCAAUCGUCACUCAGAUCGUCCCGGUGGGCCAAUACUGGUCGGCCGAGGACUACCACCAGCUCUACCUGGAGAAGAACCCCAGCGGCUACUGCAACCACCGACUCCGCUGGUGA
Molecule: messenger RNA, 492 nt
Organism: Acanthamoeba castellanii str. Neff
Lineage: Eukaryota; Discosea; Longamoebia; Acanthamoebidae
Product: peptidemethionine (S)-S-oxide reductase
Exons: 6
Coding region: 1-492 (163 amino acids)
Molecular function (GO): peptide-methionine (S)-S-oxide reductase activity
Source: RefSeq, a predicted model, not a curated record